Messenger RNA from Fusarium oxysporum Fo47, 429 nucleotides. RefSeq lists its product as uncharacterized. The transcript has 3 exons. The coding region runs from base 1 to 429 and encodes 142 amino acids. The record is from RefSeq and is a predicted model, not a curated record. Lineage: Eukaryota; Fungi; Ascomycota; Sordariomycetes; Hypocreales; Nectriaceae.
AUGUACUUUAUUCUUCGUAUCGCUAGCUUGAUGGCCUUAAUUGGCUAUGCUCAAGCUGAUUUCGCAGUUGGCACUUCUGCAUCUCAAAUGGGAAUUGGAGAAAUCGUUCCUGAUACUGGAGGUGACAUCUAUAACACUGAUGCAGUCGCUGUAUCAUACCCAGGCGGCUGCCUCGACAACGUCCAGCAAUUCGAGUGUGUUUCCGAGAGAUGCCUUAUUGAAGGUUUCUUUGAAAUCCGAGGGCUGAAGACGGAGGAUCAAUACGGCUUUAACUGGAAUGGCGAGGGAUGGGAGUUCUCACAGAAUAGCGAGAUCUUAGGUUUCUGUACCAAGAAUGACGAUGAAGGAUGCACCAAGACAGGAGUAAAUUACUCACUAGGGUUCUUCUCACACAUGCUUUGCACCGGCUCUAUCAACUCCGGAUUCUAG